UUCGAUUAUGCCGUAUCGCGCAAUACCGUAGCCAAUCGCAAGGAGGAAUAAAAGAACGCAAUCCGGACCGGCCACACAACACUUUCCCAACUUCGAUGGUGUUUCUGGUGCGGCAUGCGCUGCAAAAGGUCGCCACAAGCAGCAGCACUACGAUAAAAGGUGGGAAACCAAAAGUGUCCGAGGUGCUCACGGCGUACUUGAAGCAAUGCAACGAGCCACCGUGGACGUCCUACUUCAUUAAGCAACGCGAUGUUGACAACGAUCAGUUCGGUUGGUCGCACUUCAACUGGACGCUCGACACCGGCACCAACUACCACAUCCUGCGAACCGGGUGCUACCCGUACAUGAAGUACCACUGCACCCGCCGGCCCUGGCAGAACCUCACGCUGGAGGAUCGGUUCUUCCGCUGCAUCAAGGUGGCCAACCUCGGGCUGCCGCAGCUGUUCUACGGGCUUGCCGCCGUCUUUCUCAUCCGGCACGUCGAGUACGUCGAAAUGGGUGCAGGCCGCAGUCCCGUCGCGAUCUACUUCCUCUACGAGGAGCACAAGGGUUCGCUGUACUGA
Anopheles coustani is the source of this 563-nucleotide messenger RNA. RefSeq lists its product as uncharacterized. The record is from RefSeq and is a predicted model, not a curated record. The transcript has 3 exons. Bases 96 to 563 code for a protein of 155 amino acids. Lineage: Eukaryota; Metazoa; Arthropoda; Insecta; Diptera; Culicidae.